Messenger RNA from Triplophysa dalaica, 1690 nucleotides. RefSeq names its product doublesex- and mab-3-related transcription factor B1-like. NCBI's taxonomy places the organism in Eukaryota, Metazoa, Chordata, Actinopteri, Cypriniformes, Nemacheilidae. The record is from RefSeq and is a predicted model, not a curated record. The transcript is spliced from 4 exons. Gene Ontology annotation, molecular function: DNA-binding transcription factor activity, RNA polymerase II-specific; RNA polymerase II cis-regulatory region sequence-specific DNA binding. Gene Ontology annotation, cellular component: nucleus. Gene Ontology annotation, biological process: regulation of transcription by RNA polymerase II; sex differentiation. Bases 218 to 1117 code for a protein of 299 amino acids.
GGAGCUACAGCUUUGCAUGAAAACCUUGAGAACGGUCGUUUUCUCACGCUGAAAUUGUCAUCACGUGAACAGUUUUUUUUUUCAAACACAAAAUUGGCAAAUAAGGAAUUUGGCGGACAGUCCAUUUUAAAGAUUUAAUAAAUUUGGCGGAUUUGAAAUCUCUGAGAUUUUACUGAGAGGAAAAUAACUUUACUCACAAUAACGGAUAUUUUUGACGAUGGCGAAUAUACUACCAAACGACCGGGUAGCCGCUGAAAAAGUCGCGCGUAACCCGAAGUGUGCGAGAUGUCGGAACCACGGUCUCGUCGUGCCGUUAAAGGGCCAUUCGGGUCAAUGUCAGUUCAAGCCGUGCGUGUGCUGGAAGUGCUCUUUAAUCGCCGAGCGGACGAAGAUAUUAGCAUCGCAAAGGCGGAUCAAAACCGGUAUUGCAAACGAAUCUUCGAGCGACGAUCGUCCUAUUCGAUCGGGCGGGAAAAGGGUUGCUGCGGCUGAGAAUAAUGUAACUAUCGAUGUGGACCGUGAAACCGACACCAGUGCGAGACAGGAGAGCGUCAAAGCACAUGUUCAACGAGCUGACAUUGACGGUAAAACAUACACUGAACUUCACGCGCCAGUAAGGGGUCCGGUAAGCGCGAGCGCGGGUUACUGUGAGCUAAAGACACAAACGGGACUGAGCACUUUGGGAGAUCCACCACAUAUUCCAGGAGAGUACAUAAUUACAGAGGCAAUUCCAAGGCAUAUUUUUCCGGGAGAGAUGUUUGCAAUGCCUCUUCCAAUGUACCCGCACUACCCAGACAGGUACAUGUGCCCUGCCGUGCUGGUGACCCUGAGAUCCCCUGCACCAGGACCUUUUAGGGAACCUCUUGGGUUUCUUCCCUCACCUCCAGCUGCCUCGUCUCAUCUACUGGAGAGUCCUGAGUCUCAGUUUCAAAUGCCGUGUUACAGUCCAUACCCCACAUACCCAGUCCUGAGAGAUGAGCAUGGGCCAAGACCUCGCCACCUCAUGGAUGGAGAGCAAGGAAUACCUAAAGACCUUCCUGAACAAAGUCAUGUUGGCUGUAACCAGGAAUCAGAAAUCAUACCUGCUGAUGGACUUUCAUCAAAGAACACAGCAUGAGCAAAAAGAUACCCAGUUCCUCUUGAACUGAUGCCAUAGCAUUUGUCUUUACUUGUGCAAGAUAUACAAAAACCUGUUAUGAGUUCUACAUAUUUUUUCCAAUAUCAGCUGUAUAGCGUUGUUCCGCGUUCUUUAUUAUGAAAUUUUUAUAGAAACAACAUACUGUUUUUUUAGUUACCAUAAAAGCGACUGUUUCUACAUUUUAAUUUAGUACCCAAUUAAAUUUUCUAGUUCAACAGUUUAGGCUGUCUAUAUGUUGGAAAUUGACAUGGGCAUAAGUUAUGUUCAAUAUUUUUAUCAUAUUGCCUCCAGUUCAAGUUUUGUGAACAUGGCAGAUGUAACAUUGAAAUGCUAUUUUAGGAUACUGGUUCUUGAUGGAGCUUGAUUAAACGUUCUGUUUCUGUUGUAAUAACCAUUUGUUCUUAACUGAAGCAAAUUUCAGUUCUGCACUCACCAUUUAAUUUUGUAAUUUAUAUUAACAUAUUUGCCUUUUGUAACUGACUCCCAUCAGUAUUGCCUAGUUUGCACUCUUGAAAAUAGAAAUUAAGAUUCCCAGAAUGAACAGCUUGUUUC